Molecule: messenger RNA, 3130 nt
Organism: Condylura cristata (star-nosed mole)
Lineage: Eukaryota; Metazoa; Chordata; Mammalia; Eulipotyphla; Talpidae
Gene: YY2
Product: YY2 transcription factor
Exons: 1
Coding region: 896-2089 (397 amino acids)
Biological process (GO): regulation of transcription by RNA polymerase II
Cellular component (GO): PcG protein complex; transcription regulator complex
Molecular function (GO): DNA-binding transcription factor activity, RNA polymerase II-specific; RNA polymerase II cis-regulatory region sequence-specific DNA binding
Source: RefSeq, a predicted model, not a curated record
GAGAACUGGCUAAAUAUAUGUAAAUAUCCUAAACACCAGUGGAGAUUAAAAAAAAAAAUCUAAUGAGGCUGAUUAUACUAGGAGAAAUUAAGACAGUAGAUGGAAAAGCCACUGUCUCAGUGAUACCGUAUCUGGGAAAGCACAGAAAACCUUUAUAAACACAGGGUUUAUCUGAAGAAUGCAGGGAUGGUUUAACAUUAGGAAAUCUAUUUCAAUAUGGUAAACGCUACUUAAAAUUAAAAUCCUCAUCUCGGCAGAUAUUAAAACGGUAAGUUUAAAGUGAAAUUCCAUUAAUGGCUUUGAAAAACCCUUAGAAAAGAUAGAAGUAGCUUCCUAAUGGCGUAGCGCCUAGAACUUUUCCCACUAAAGGAAAUGACAAGCAAUCCCUGAUGAUCUCGAGUGGUCUGUAAAUGUGAGUCAGUGCGAAUAAAUAAGAGGAAAACAGAAGCAUAAAUAUUAGAACGGAGUACUGGUUUCCCCCAUGCUGUGAUACACGGGGGCGAGAGCGCUGAGAGUAAAAAAAUGAAACAGUCCGAGUCUGCUACCCGCUUACCGUUCAAAAGAAAACAGCCCAGCGGAUUGGGCAGGAGCAGGGAGCCAGGGCGCACGCACGCCUACUUGCAACGCGCAGGCACGCAGGUGGCUGGGAGCCGGGCCACGCAUAGUGGGGGCUCCAGGAAGUGCUGACCGAGGGCGGCUAGAAACGCAUGCGUGCGUAAAGACGCCUACGUCAGCUCCCAGAAGCCUCUGCGCCCCAGUUUCGCUCAACCGCCGAAUCUGCGGCUCGAACCUACCGCCUGCACACGUGCAGCUGGCGGGCGCCAAGCUUCUAUCGUCAACGGCUAUCCUGUGCUGUCGCGUCACUCGCCUGCUGCCGAGCAACCGAGCUCCCGCCAUGGCCUCCAACGACGCCGAGUAUCAGGCGCCAGGAGCGGAGGGGCCCGAAGACGCGCUGGAGCCGGGCCAGAUCCGUGUGGAAGCAGACACUGAGCACAACAUGGCCCUGGAGACCAUCCAGGUAUACCAGGAUGUGACCGGGAGCUGGAUCCACGGGGGCCACUAUCACCCGCCUCUGAUAGCGCUGCAGCCACUUGUGAGCAGCCACCCGAGCCACGGUGACCAUGACCAGGAGGUAAUCAUGGUGCAGACACGGGAGGAGGUGGUGGCCUACUGCGAGUCCGACUCGCCGAGCGACUCCGGCAGCCCAGCCCCCAGGUCGCCCAGCGAGGAAGACCGUUUCCAGCAGACCCUGGCGUCCCUGUCUGCUUCUGCGGCGGCCACCCCCACCCGCCACAAGAAGACCAGCCGCUGCAGGAAGAACAGCGGCAAGAAGAACCACACAGGAGGCGGCGGGGAGGCAGGAAGCAGCAGCGCUGCUGCUGCCACCGCCACUGCCACCGCCACCGCCGCCGCCAUUGCUGCCGCCGCCGCCGCAGCUGCCACUGCCGCCGACGGGGGCAACAAGAAGUGGGAGCAGAAGCAGGUGCAGAUCAAAACCCUGGAGGGGGAGUUCUCUGUCACCCUGUGGUCUGCGGCAAGCAGCAGCCACCGCAACGAGCUGGAGCCGGCACAGCCGGUGAAGGACCCCUCCCCCGAUUAUUCCGAGUACCUGACUGGGAAGAAGCUUCCUCCUGAGGGGAUACCUGGCAUCGACCUCUCCGAUCCCAAACAGCUGAAGGAAUUCACUAGAAUGAAGCCCAGAAAGCCCAAGGAGGAUGCCCCCAGAACCAUCGCCUGCCCGCACAAGGGCUGCGUGAAGAUGUUCCGCGAUAACUGCGCCAUGAGGAAGCACCUGCACACCCACGGCCCCAGGGUCCACGUGUGUGCUGAAUGUGGCAAAGCCUUCGUGGAGAACUCGAAACUCAAACGACAUCAACUGGUGCACACUGGAGAGAAGCCCUUCCAGUGUACAUUUGAAGGCUGCGGAAAACGCUUCUCGCUGGAUUUCAACCUGCGCACGCAUGUGCGUAUCCAUACCGGAGACCGGCCCUACGCGUGCCCCUUCGAUACCUGCAGCAGGAAGUUCGCUCAGUCAACUAAUCUCAAGUCUCACAUCUUGACGCAUGCGAAGAAUAAAAAUAACCAGUAAGAGACAAGGACCUUCUCAAACUGGGAAGCGCCUUCCAGGAGUGCUUGAAAACAUGUCUCUUUAUCGUCGCUAGGCUAGAAUUUUCAGAUUGCUAUACAAGGCUAAUAUUUGAGAGAGUAGUGGAAAGUUAGAAAUCAAAAAAAAAAAAAAUUCUGUAGUUUAACGUUAUGUAGAAUGUUAAGUAAUUGCAUUUGUUCUGUAAUUUUGCUCAAAAACUUCUUAUUUUGUAAAACUUGGUCCCAACAGGAAAAUAAUUCAGGCACUUCUCUUCAAAACACAGUUCUUUAUAAAACCGUGCUAAAAAUGGGACUUUUCACAUUCUUUUAAACAUGAAAUUCACCUAUAGCUUACAGUUUUAAAAAUUCUGUAUUUUCCAAAUGUUCAUGUUUUUACUUUAGGAAUAUGUUAAGUAAUUUUGGAUAUUUUCCUGAAUGUUGAUAACUCUGUUUGCAGUGGAUUUUCUUGGAAAGAAAUACAUGAAGAGGUGCAGAAAUACAUAGUUUUUCCAUGUUUUAAAAAAAAAGGUUAUAUAGGUUUCCUAUCUUAAUUUUAGUGAAUGUUAACACACUUUGCAUAACUGUUUUGUUACAUUGCAUUAUACUAUACAGUAUUGACUAUAAGAUGUGAUUGAAAUAUUAGUCAGUUUAAACCUAUUUUAAUCUUUUUCACUUAAGGUGAUGUCAGGUGCUGCUGUUUAGUAUGAUUACUUUGCCCCCUCAUUUUGAGUAGUAUUCAGUUAUAGAGUACAUUGUGUGUAUAUUGCCUUUUUAGCACUUGUGUCUAUCUCAUGUAAUAGAAAAGGCAAAAAGCAAAAUACUUGCUCUAAAGAAAAUAACUUACCUGUUAACACAGCUAGAAAAUAGAGAUAAUGAGGAGGGUGCUACUGGCAUCAGGGGGAUAAAAACCAGGGAUGCUUUUGAACACCCCAGAGUGUAUAAGACAGUCUCCUGUAGUGAAGAAUGAUUUGGCCCAACACGCCAGUAAUGUCAUUGCUGAAAAAUCUUGUAACAUUCCUUUGGUGUACUUAUAAAUAAAUCAUUA